AAAGUCCAUCGGCUUUCAUUAAUUUCAAAAGAAACGUUCCUUCAGUUGCUAAUGGCAAUACUUGACACGGAUGGCUGUAGCGCAGCAGGACCAUGAGUUAGCAUCAUGCUAAAUUUAGACCGACCAAAGCUUCUUAAGAAGCCACACGUUACGUUCUUCUCUGUCAGCUGCGUCCAUGAAUGAGCACACAAAGACAAUUACUUAAGAGAAAAUCCCUCAGGCAGUUUUUAAUUCUAGAUGAGGCAUUACAUGAUUAAAUCAUAGGGAAUGUCUUCUGGUGUGGCGCAGAUGUCCGAGAGCCUCAGUUGACCCUGGAAAGCCGAAGAGGAUUUGACACAUUGCCGGGAGUCACACACGGGAGUAAAACAACCUUAGCAGUGACAGUAGAGCACCCUUAGGUCCCUGCUCAGUCACACCGUUUGGCAGGGACCACACGACAGCAUCCGCCAACAUGUGUGACAUGGGGGUGCUGGAUAACCUGGUCGCCAACACAGCGUACCUGAAGGCCCAGGGAGGCGAUGACAGGGAGUUGAAGAAGAGGAGACGCAGCCUGUCCCUACCCAAGCCAGAGGAGUGUAUGAUCACCCGGGCCACGUUGGAGAAAGACUUUCAGCUGCUCUGUGAGAGGCAACCCAUAGGGAAGAAACUUUUCAGGCAGUUCCUCCUGGAGUCAAACCCACAGUAUGUGGCAGCCGCAGAGUUCCUUGACGAAUUGGUUGACUGGGAUUUGGCGGAAGUCGCUGGCAAAGAUAAGGCAAGGAUGAACAUCAUCAACAAGUUCUGCAAGGCUCACUCGAAAAGCUUUCUUUCCUACCUCGUGGGCGAGGUAGCGGACAAGUGCAAGGCGGUGACUGACAAGGAUUUUGAAGAUGUGAUGAAUGGCAAGGUAAAGGAUGCCACACAGGAGUACUUAAAGGGAAAGCCUUUCUCAGAGUACCAGAACAGCCAUCACUUUGACAAGUUCCUGCAAUGGAAAGAGUUUGAGAAACAGAAAAUUACGGAGAAAUAUUUCUAUGAGUUCAGAACCCUUGGAAAGGGAGGUUUUGGAGAGGUUUGUGCCGUGCAGGUGAAGAACACGGGUCAGAUGUACGCCUGCAAAAAGCUGUGCAAGAAACGUCUCAAGGAGAAGGACGGUGACAGCAUGGCGCUGCUGGAGAAGCAGAUCCUGGAGAAGGUCAACAGCCGGUUUUUAGUCAACCUGUCCUACGCCUACCAAACCAAGACCCACCUGUGCCUCGUCAUGACCCUGAUGAACGGGGGUGACCUCCGGUACCACAUCUACAACACUGGUGAGAAAGGCCUGGAAAUGAACCGGGUCGUCUACUACGCUGCUCAGGUCACCACAGGAAUCCUUCACCUGCAUGCCAUGGAUAUAGCGUACAGAGACAUGAAACCAGAGAACGUCCUGUUGGACAGCUUUGGCCAGUGUCGACUCUCGGAUCUGGGGUUGGCCGUGGAGUUGCCGGGUGAGAAGGCCAUUAACCAAAAGGCUGGCACAAGUGGCUAUAUGGCCCCAGAGAUCCUGAAGAAAGAGCCCUACCGGAUGUCAGUGGACUGGUGGGCGCUGGGCUGCAGUAUCUAUGAGAUGGUGGCAGCUCGCCUGCCCUUCAAGGACUACAAGGAGAAGGUGCAGAAGGAGGAGGUGGCACGGCGCACCCUGGAGGAUGAGUGCAAGUACGACCCGAAAUACUUUGACGAGGGCACAAAGACCAUCAUCGCCCUCUUCCUCAAGAAGAAGAUCAGUGCUCGUCUGGGAUGCAGGACAAAGAACGAGGACCCAAGGAAGCAUGAGUGGUUCAAGUGCAUUAACUUCCCUCGACUGGAGGCUGGCCUGAUUGAGCCGCCCUGGGUUCCUAAACCCAACGUUGUCUAUGCCAAAGAUACAGGAGACAUGAGGGACUUCUCAGAGAUCAAGGGUGUCGUGUUUGACCAAAAAGACGAAAUGUUUUUCAAAGAGUUCAGCACGGGGGCGGUGCCCACUGCCUGGCAACAGGAAAUGAUUGACAGUGGACUUUUUGAUGAGCUAAGCGACCCCAACAGGAAAGAGUCAGCCCCUGGACUGAAUGACAAGGAGAAGGAAUCAAAGUCCUGCACGCUUUUAUAAAAACACUAUGACUUCAAAAGUCCAAUCUUAAUUAACCACAGCACAAUUGGACCUAAAUGGAUCAUUACAGGACAUUUUGCUGAUGUCAUGGGACAGAGUCAGUGUUUGAGAUAGAAUCACAAGGAUCUAGCUAGUCUGAAGCUAGAGUAGGGAAAGUCGUCCUGGGUUGUCCCAGAACUAAUGUCUUGGGUAAUUUAUGUUUGCCUUGUAUGUCCUUAAGAGGGGAAUGUGUUGUGCAGCCAGUGGCUGAGAUGCAGUAGCACACUUCUAUCACAUGGUGUCCCUAUACAUCAAGAUUUCAGAAUCUUUAUAACAGCAAUAUUAUAUUAUACUGACCAGCAUAUAACAGUUUUAGACAAGCAGUUUCAUACUUGGAUAAUUUUCUUUUUAUUGGAGUUUCAUUGGAUUCCAAAACGUCUUCACAAGUUGGUAUAUCUUAACGCCCAACAAAUUCGCAACCCAAAUUUCUAUAAUUGUAUGAAAUAUGUACAAGUAAAAUGUAGCAUGGAUCUCAUCGUGCUCAAGCUUAUAAGCUAUGUUAAAAAAAUUACGUAGGGUUUAAUUCAACUGCACUAUAACAGUAAUGUAAGUGCAGACAAUUUUAAUCCAUCAGUUACACAUCAGUUACACUGAUUACAGUUAUUCAUUAAGAUGCUGGAAUGUUUAUAGAGGAUGUUUGGUCAGCAUUGAUGGUUUAUUAUAACAGUCUGUGUAUAUAGGCAAUAAGUGGAAUAGAUCUCACAAGAAUGUUCAAAUGAAAGGCUGGUCCUUUUUUGUACUUGAGUUUCUGUUAUGUUUAUCUUUAUUAAGUGACAUUUGAACAUUAAACAUUUUUACAUAUU
Messenger RNA from Esox lucius (northern pike), 2946 nucleotides. It is a transcript of the gene grk7b, whose product is annotated as G protein-coupled receptor kinase 7b. Gene Ontology annotation, cellular component: cytoplasm. Gene Ontology annotation, biological process: protein phosphorylation; regulation of signal transduction; signal transduction. The record is from RefSeq and is a predicted model, not a curated record. Bases 452 to 2104 code for a protein of 550 amino acids. NCBI's taxonomy places the organism in Eukaryota, Metazoa, Chordata, Actinopteri, Esociformes, Esocidae. Gene Ontology annotation, molecular function: rhodopsin kinase activity; ATP binding. The transcript has 4 exons.